CCUGCAGCUCUUCUAAAAAUACGGAGGGCAUGCAAGAGUGUGAGCAGGCUGGGGAGGAGGGCGAGGUGAACGCGCCUCGCACCAUGUUCCCCGGGUGCCAGCGCGGCGCAGUUUUGGAGAUGUCCCUCCUGUGACUUGGACGCACCAUGAGCAUCUGGGAGGUGAUCCUGGCUUUCGUGGUGGUGGUGCUGAUGCUCGUGGCCCUGCUGGCCAACGUGCUGGUGCUGAUGUGCUUCCUGUACAGCGCUGACAUCCGCAAGCAGGUCCCGGGAUUGUUCAUCCUCAACCUCACCUUCUGCAACCUGUUGAUGACUGUUUCGAACAUGCCCCUGACCUUGGCUGGGAUCAUUUACAAGAGUCAACCAGGAGGAGAUCAGAUCUGCCACAUUGUGGGCUUCCUGGAGACAUUUCUCACCACGAACUCCAUGUUGAGCAUGGCAGCUUUGAGCAUUGACAGGUGGAUUGCUGUGGUCUUCCCUCUAAGUUAUCAUUCCAAAAUGAGGUACAGAGACGCUGCUCUCAUACUGAGCUACACGUGGUUACACUCGGUGUCGUUCCCGAUAGUGGCAGCUUCUCUCUCCUGGGUGGGUUUCCAUCACCUCUAUGCCUCCUGCACCCUGUACAACAAGAGACCAGAGGAUAGGACACAGUUUGUGAUUUUCACUGGGGUCUUUCACACCCUCAGCUUCCUCCUCUCCCUUAUAGUCCUGUGUUUCACAUAUCUCAAAGUGCUGAAGGUGGCACGGUUCCACUGUAAGCGGAUUGACGUGAUCACUAUGCAGACCCUGGUGCUGCUUGUGGACAUCCAUCCCAGCGUAAGAGAGCGUUGUCUAGAAGAACAAAAGAGACGGAGGCAGCGAGCAACAAAGAAAAUAAGUACCUUUAUUGGUACUUUUAUACUUUGUUUUGCACCUUACGUAAUUACAAGACUCGUUGAAUUAUCCUCUGUAGUUCACAUCAAUUCCCACUGGGGAAUCAUUUCCAAGUGCUUAGCUUACAGCAAAGUUGUUUCAGACCCUUUUGUGUACUCUUUGCUACGGCAUCAGUACAAGAAGACGUGGAAAGACAUCAUAAACAAGAUCCUCAAAAGAAGCUCCAUCAAUUCCUCUGCCCUCACAGGCGAAUCGCACAAUCGAAAUAUAUUGCAGCUGAACGAAUGAGGAGCCUGGUAUGAGACCUAGAAGACCCAAUGAAAUAACAUAUGGGAAACUAAAGUAACUGGCCUAUCCCUAGUAGCUAUUCUCAGCUGUCAAGGUUUUGGGAGGCAGUCACAGACAGGUUGAAGCUCAUCCCGUGUCCCUCCAAUAGCC
This is a messenger RNA of Columba livia (rock pigeon), 1310 nucleotides long. It is a transcript of the gene GPR26, whose product is annotated as G protein-coupled receptor 26. Gene Ontology annotation, biological process: adenylate cyclase-activating G protein-coupled receptor signaling pathway. The transcript has 3 exons. Gene Ontology annotation, cellular component: membrane. The record is from RefSeq and is a predicted model, not a curated record. Lineage: Eukaryota; Metazoa; Chordata; Aves; Columbiformes; Columbidae. The coding region runs from base 147 to 1160 and encodes 337 amino acids. Gene Ontology annotation, molecular function: G protein-coupled receptor activity.